AUGUCAUUCAUUCCCCGUCAUGGCUUCCCACCGCUCCCGUCGCUACCUAGGUCCUACUUCUUGGGCCACCACAAGGCCGGCCUACAGAAGAUGAAGUCGCUCCUCUCGUCCAUUGACCUCGUCAUCGAAUGCCGCGAUUAUCGUGUCCCGCUUACUUCGCGCAACCCUUUAUUUGAAACGGCGCUGGAAGGAAAGGAACGAGUGGUUGUAUAUACGAAGAGGGAUCUCGGCGGGGGUUCGAGGGAUAACAAGAAUGAAGAUGUGAUUCGCAUGUGGCAUCACCCUACGCCGACCAUGUUUGUGAGAAAUGGAAAGGAGGUUGAUGGCGAAGGUAGUGCGCGAAGUAGCAUUGUCAAGCUGCUCGAGGUGCUAAGGGCCCAGGCGCAGACGACAUGGAAGCUAGUAGGCCACCGCGUAAUGGUCGUUGGCAUGCCCAACGUAGGCAAAUCCACAUUGCUCAACGCCCUCCGCGCCCACGGCAUCGGAAAAGGCAAAGUCGCCGCGACUGGUGCACAACCGGGCGUCACGCGAAAAGUCGGCAGUGGCGUCAAGAUCAUUCCAAGUGAAGACGACAUGGAGGCAAUGGAUUCCAGCAUGCAGAAGAAGCUCAAGGGCGUGGGUGGUGGUGUGUAUCUGCUUGAUACGCCGGGAGUCUUCAUCCCGUAUGUACCAGACGCCGAGGCCAUGAUGAAACUAGCCCUCUGCGGCAGCGUAAAAGACACCAUCAUUGCGCCCGUCAUGCUGGCCGAUUACCUCCUCUACCAACUCAAUCUCCAGUCCCCCACUCUCUAUUCUGAAUAUGCCCCGGCCACCAACGAUAUCAUGGAACUCCUGAGCGAGAUUGCCAAGCAGACUGGCAGGCUUGGUAAAGGCGGGACAGUGGAUACGGAGGCUACGGCAUUGUGGAUGAUUCAGAAAUGGAGGACUGGGAACAUGGGGCGCUUCCUGCUUGACCAGGUUGAGGAGACUAGCCUGGAGAAGGCCAAGCUGGAUGAGGAGGGUGUGUCGCCGAGCUGGAACCAGGCGAGGAAGGCAGAGCGGGAAAGGAGGAGGGCGAGAAACAAGGCGAGAGGAGAAAAGUGAGCAAGAGGCCGACCUUAGCAUGUUGUGGGGAAAAGUGUAACAACAGGCUCAUCCCGUCGUUCGGUCAUGGAGGUCUGUCAAAGACCUACAGUCUUGGGCUCGGCGCACCAGCAGACGACGAAGCGUCGUCACAUCACAGUCGCCGGACAGCAAGAUGAGUGUCAGGAUGAUGGCCGGAACACCAAGAGACGAGAAGUACGAAGAAGAGCAAAGACCAAUCUCCGGACCUGGACCAUCGAGCACAUCGAAUAGAAAGCAAGGGUGUUUUGGAUCGUGCUGCUCUGGAGCGGUUGGGAAUUCAAUGGAUUCCUUAUAUUGCGGACC
Messenger RNA from Cucurbitaria berberidis CBS 394.84, 1407 nucleotides. Its product is annotated as mitochondrial GTPase 1. Lineage: Eukaryota; Fungi; Ascomycota; Dothideomycetes; Pleosporales; Cucurbitariaceae. The coding region runs from base 1 to 1083 and encodes 360 amino acids. Gene Ontology annotation, molecular function: GTP binding; GTPase activity. The transcript has a single exon. Gene Ontology annotation, cellular component: mitochondrion. The record is from RefSeq and is a predicted model, not a curated record.